UCAAGAGAACGAAGAAGCAAAGGAGGAGAAGGAGAAGAAGAGAGCAGGAAAAACCCAAAAGCAAAAGCGAAGUAUCGCUUCUGACCCAUCGUAGGUUGUUCGAAUUGGACUCAAUGGAGUGGAAGAGAGGAAAAUCCAUCGGAAGGGGGAGCUUUUGCUCUGUGAAUUUAGCGAUUCCGGCGGGAGGUUGUUGCAGUCUGGUUGAGGAGCCUCAGUUAAUGGCGGUGAAAUCAGCUGCUAUUUCUGAGUGUUCUUCGCUUCAGAGGGAAAGAGAGAUUCUAGCCCGUUUCAUAGAUUGUCCCCAAAUCGUUCGUUGUCUCGGAGACGAUCACACAAUCGAAAAAGGUCAGGAAUUUUACAAUGUGUUCUUGGAGUAUGCCUCCAGAGGUACUCUGGCGGGUCUAAUCAAGGAAUCCGGUGGAGCUUUGCUCGAAUCAGAUGUGAGGCGUUACACGAGGUCGAUUCUCACUGGGCUUCGUUGCAUUCACGAGAAGGGUUUCGUACACUGCGACAUCAAGCUUCAGAACAUCCUAAUCUACUCUUCCCCAGACGGGACCGAUGACGUCAAGAUCGCCGAUUUCGGAUUGGCGAAGAAGGCUGAAGAAGUGGAGAAGCUAAACUUGAGGGGCACGCCUCUCUAUAUGUCACCUGAAUCCAUUGCCUGCAACGAGCAUGAGGCGCCGGGUGAUGUGUGGUCGCUUGGUUGUGCCGUGGCGGAGAUGGUGAUUGGAAGACCGGCAUGGAAGUGCAGAGCAGAUUCCGACGUCAGCGCUCUCUUGUUUCGAAUUGCGUUCGGGGAGGAAUUGCCGGAGAUUCCAGAGGAGAUGUCGGAACAGGGGAAGGACUUCUUGCGGAGAUGUUUUGUGAGGGAUCCAUCAAAGAGAUGGACGGCUGAGAUGUUGUUGAAUCAUCCCUUUGUAGCUGACAACACUGUUUCAUUGCCUCAAUCUGACAAACCAUCUUCUUCUCGAUCUCCAAGGAGUGCUUUCGAUUUUCCAGAGUGGAGGUGCUCCACACAAUCUUCCCUUUUCAGUUCAAUCUCUUCUUGUUCACUGUCACCGGACUCCUAUUCUUGUGAACAAGGAAUAUCUGGCCAACCCAAUUUCUAUUCUUCUUCUCCUGUCGAUCGAAUUCGGAAGCUCGCGACGCAGAAAUUUCCAAAUUGGGGAUCUUCAGAUAGUUGGAUUCUUGUUCGGCAAGGUCAAGCAGAAGCAGAGUCGUCGUCCUCCCCUGUUUUCUCAUAGAAGGGCUGAAGGGGGUGGAGGAACAGAGGAGGGGGAGGUUUUUCAAGCCACCGGAAUUCCGGUGGUCCGAUCCCUUUGAUUUUUUUCGGAAACUAUUGUAAAUUAGUUAGGAAAGUAACAGAUACAUACUGGCCGUCAGAUUGAUGGGUCCAUGUGAAGAUUCUAUUUGUACAGUUAUUACCAUAGUAGUUGAAUAUUAGAACAAAAGAUCCGCAUAUCUGUUGUUGGAUGGGCCCCAC
Messenger RNA from Macadamia integrifolia, 1483 nucleotides. RefSeq names its product mitogen-activated protein kinase kinase kinase 20-like. The record is from RefSeq and is a predicted model, not a curated record. The transcript has a single exon. The coding region runs from base 114 to 1244 and encodes 376 amino acids. Gene Ontology annotation, biological process: protein phosphorylation. NCBI's taxonomy places the organism in Eukaryota, Viridiplantae, Streptophyta, Magnoliopsida, Proteales, Proteaceae. Gene Ontology annotation, molecular function: ATP binding; protein kinase activity.